CGCUUUGCCGUGACGUCGCCGGGGGCGCUCCACGCAACGUCACGGCUAAUGGCGCUCGCUCUUUUAGGAAAGUGUACUCAUGGCGUCCGGUGUAGCGUGUUUAGCGGCGGCUUUUAUUUAGGAGUACGGAUUCGUUUUUCGGUGCAAUUCGACGCGGCUGCCCUGUGCUACCGACAUGCCGCUGUUCGGCAAAAAGGAUUCCCAACGAAAGAAGGACAAAGAUGGUGUCAGUGUCGAGGAUAAAUACGAGUUCAAGGAUCUGCUGGGAACCGGGGCGUUCUCCCAGGUUGUGCUUGCAGAGAGUAAAGACACCCCAGGAGUCAUGCACGCCAUCAAGUGUAUCGACAAAAAGGCCCUUAAGGGAAAAGAGGACUCCCUGGAAAACGAAAUUAAAGUCCUCAGGAGGUUGAAGCAUUCAAAUAUAGUCCAGCUUCUGGAAACAUAUGAGGACAAAAACAAAGUCUACCUCGUUAUGGAACUCGUUACAGGGGGCGAGCUUUUUGACCGCAUAGUGGAGAAGGGGAGCUACACAGAGAAGGACGCCAGCGACUUGAUACGGCAGAUCCUUGAAGCUGUAGACUACAUGCAUUCACAAGGGGUUGUCCAUAGAGACCUGAAGCCCGAAAACCUGCUGUACUAUAGUCCAGAUGAAGAGUCCAAGAUAAUGAUCAGCGAUUUCGGGCUUUCCAAGAUGGAAGACUCUGGAAUCAUGGCGACGGCAUGCGGCACGCCCGGAUACGUCGCUCCAGAGGUUCUAGCUCAGAAACCUUACGGAAAAGCUGUCGAUGUCUGGUCUAUAGGAGUGAUCGCCUAUAUUUUGCUUUGUGGCUACCCGCCGUUCUACGAUGAAAGUGACGCCAACUUGUUUGCUCAGAUAUUGAAAGGAGAGUUUGAGUUUGAUUCUCCUUACUGGGACGAAAUCUCAGACUCGGCGAAGGACUUCAUCAGGCAUCUAAUUUGCGUGGAUGUGGAGCGGAGAUACACCUGCAGACAGGCACUUGCGCACCCUUGGAUAUCUGGCAACACAGCCAGUGACAAGAACAUCCACGGCUCCGUCAGUGAGCAGCUGAAGAAGAACUUCGCCAAGACCAAAUGGAGGCAAGCUUACAAUGCAACAGCGGUAAUCCGGCAGAUGCGGAAGCUCGCCAUGAGCAGCACGGGGUCGUCUCAAGAUGGCGGUGCCCCCGCAGAUGCGUCCACGAGUGGAAGGCCACUGGCAGCGGCAUCGUCCACGGCCGCAGUGCCCGCCAACUCCGACUGAGUCUCCUCCUCUCCACCGACCACUCUCUCAUUCCAGAUCACCUACGCAUUCACUGUCGUCAGCCUUUUCCGUUUUUUCCACGACAUGGCUCCACGUUUGUGUUCUUUGCCGCAUUUGACUGUGUUGUUUCUCUUCGCAUCUCACGUGUGUGCGUGUGCCUGCAUUUGAGUGAAUGCUUUUCUCAGUUCAGACUUGUCACUGCAUGUUCGUGGAGCAUUCUCGCAUCACGUCGACCUUUAGCGGAAGUCAGAUGGCAUCGCGUAGCUUUAGUGGAGCCCUGCAAAUCGAGGGAGCAGCCAUUUUGCUGAAUCUAGCAGCCGUCUCGAUCGCCACUCUGUGCUGAAGGGACAUGAAGUUGAGCACACUGUGGAAUGUGCAAUGCACACAAUUCUUGCAUCAUCAUCAUGGCAGGCACCCGCAUGCACACUGUGAUCGCCGUUUAAAGAGACAAUGUUCUUGCUUUUGCCUCAGCUGGGCAUCGUCACGCAUGGCAUGGCAACAAAAGAUUUUGAUUAACAGAAUCGCAGGAAAGGGAAACUUAAUGCAUUGCUGUAUGAGAAGUGUCUCUCAGCACUAGUAAAAAAGGGAAGCUCCUCUAUGUUGUAUUUUGCUGAUGAUUACUGUGCCUGUAUCUAAUAAGACUGUUUGGUGAUACUUAUUAACACAAUCUAAACAUACUCCCAGUGAAGAAUCUGUCCUGAUGGCUCUUUUUAUGCAGUGUAAAAAUGAUAAAAAAAGGGCAGUCAGAAAAGGAAAAGAAAUUGUGUGUUGCCUUUCACAUCAGUAAGGUAGUGCCCUGUCAGUGGAAAACUUAAGAUAAUAUUGAAUUCUUAGGAGGUUUUGUCACCAGAGUUAAUGAAACCAUUUAGCGCCCUAUUGCUUGCCCUCGUCUGCUGGCUAGGGAACUUAAUUAUGGCCGUGUCAGUUUGCAGAAUCUCAAUUGUUGAUUGACUAUUACCAGGUCACUAAUACUCCAUGUACAUUGAUUACCUUCAUUAGCGUCCCUGCGAGACUUUCAUAAAAAAAAAACAUUUUUGUGGGGACCAUUUAUUGUCUACAUUCUUUUUCUUCACACAGUACAAAGUGAGCUAGACAGAAGCUUUCACUGUGUUCAUAACAUUAAUUUAUUGCUUAUGUUUAAUAUUAAUACAGUCUUUUAUGUUUUACAUUUAUGAGGUUAUUUCAACACUACGUAAUAGUAGGCUAACUUCAUCAACACCUUCACGAGGCUUGCUGUGAAGAUUUUCGCUCGAACCUUUCUUGGUCAUGUUUGCUUUAUUGUUUGUUUUUUUCACCAAGCGUGGGUAAAUUAAAAAUAGAUGCUGUUGAUAUGAUCGCACUAAUGACAUUCAUCCACUGCCUGUGUGUGAUCUUGAAUGAACUGUUGAUUUGGGAAUUUAUGCCGUUCACUGGCUUAAGGGAUAGACAACAUAGGUAUUUCAUUUUUCAGCAUUGCUGUUUGUUGAGUAGGCACAUAACGUACGUAAUACGAACCCCUCGAAUGCUGUAAACUAUUACACUUAUGUUUUUUCCUGUUUCACUGGUCUGAAUCAAUGCCAAGAAUUGUUUUCAUGGGGGGAAGCUUUUGUACACAUAAAGAGCUUUUUUUUUACUUUUAGAACUUAGAAGUCACUUUCCUACAAGAGAUUUUUUUUGAACUACUCGUUUUGAAGCAAGUUUUUAAAAAAGAACAAAGGACCAUCAGUGAUUAAGUGCUAUAAUUUAGGCAUGUGUGGUUUGUGUCUUACCGGUAAAUUCUUGUUUGUUUUUAAAUACUCGAGCACGCAGGUAUCAGAUUAUUUUUUGUCAUCCAUGUCCAUUCAUAUCACAAUUACACCAUUACCCACCUUAUGCCUGUGCCAUUCUUUAUUGAGGGGCCGUUGCGAGGCACUUCGAAAUGCUUUUUGCUAGCAUAUAUAAAGCGUGCUGUAGUCUUGCAGUACAUCACCUCAGGGCCAAUCAUGAAAUGAAAAGUAAUUUUCAGAUAACAAUAUGAUCUGAGUGAAUGUGUUAGGAGAGGCUUUAUUAUCGCUUUAUCAUUUAAUAGCCAAAUUAGCUGUUCCCUACGUCAAUGUGGUUGCGCACCACUGCACGCUUGUCGAUGUGCAUACAGACCUCUUCUUGAUCUGUGCAUGUUUUUUGCUUGGACAUGGUUUGGCCAUUUCCAUGGAAAGUAGUCAGCCAUGGCAACUAAAGAACUCCGCCUGCUAAGCAGUGUUGGGCUAUUGAGCAAACUGAGAAGCCCAUACUGCUAAUCAAGAAUUUAAGGAACAGAAACGUAACGAAUAUUCAGGCAUAACGAAUUAAUGCUAAAAUUUACUCACCAAUGUCGUAAUGUAAUGAAUAAACUCUCCUAACGAAUAUUAUAUACAUCGAAGGUACAAUGAAUCUCUUCACCUUUGGGUGCAUAUGAAAGCACUUUAGACGUGUUCAAAAUUGUGGGGUGUAUCUUGAAAGAUGUUUAGAGGGAGUCUGUGGGCUCAUGCAAAGGUUUCUGAAGAAAGGGUAUCACUAUGGGGGUUUUCCCUAGUGGGAUUAAUGAGCUAUUGCUGGAAAUAUGGAUAAUGUGUUGAUUUGUCGAACCUGCAUUCUGUUGGGAUUUCAUGUUAUUUGUGGAGCUGUCUGUUACGUAAGAACUUUCUAUAUAUGUAUUAAGUAAUUUUUUAAACAAAAUCAUGAAGGCAAUAGGUUUUUGUGGGAAGCGAUAAGUGUUGAGAAUUGUCACUUGCGCUGCACAAUAUUGUGUUAAAAUGAGUUGGCAAAAUUGCAAAGCCAUUUGAAGUCAUAAGGAUGAAUUCUUUAUGAAAAUUCUUAUGCUCUUCCCAACUGCACGGAGGCAUGAAUGUGGUCGGAAUAAGGGAACAGAAGUGCAAAAAGAACUUUGAUCGUUGAUGGUCCACGGCAGUAAAUUGGAACACUUGGUCAAGUGGUUAUGGAGCGUCCAUGGAAACAAUAAUACGAAGCUAUAACGCUUUGAAGUGAGAUUUGCCCGCUUCAUUGUGAAGCUUAAGGGCUCUGUUGCUUUUAUAAAUUCUUUUUUAUAUUGUACAUGUUUUAUAGUAGUGUUGACAUGUUUCUUUUUUCUCUUCUUAUACCUACGGCGCACGUCGCCAUUUUCCCGCUUGUGUAAUGUUGGUCAUACCGAAUGAAUAAUCUCUGCUGGCCAGGGCUGUGAGUAGACGCAUUUUUUUUAAUUGUUGAAAGAGAAUACUAUUCAUACUUCCCUUUAUUCAAAACUUCUACUCUUUGAAGCUUAAUCUGACGUGACACAUGAUCAAGCUUUUUCAGUCUUGUUUGCCAACAGUGUGCAGGUUCGUGACAGCAAGCUGUCAUAGGUGACUUUCCGAUUAACAGGAGUGCCUCGUUGAGAAAGAUCGUUGAAAGAAUGUCCGACUUGCAUAAAGCGAUACACCGCUUGUGUGUUUUUCACAAUAGCUAAGCAAAGUGAACGAUGCAAUAGCUCACGAAUACACAUUGUCCUGUGUUGUAGGUUCAUUAUGGCAACUUGGCAGUGCACACAAACGGGACAAAGUAAGAAGGCAGACAAACAAGCGCAAUUGUUCAUACCAAAUGCACUUGUUUGCGUACUAUCCUACAUUUUCUGUUUGUGCUGCCAAGUCAUCAUAAUAAAUCAAUACCGACUAGCCCACCUAUUAA
Rhipicephalus microplus (southern cattle tick) is the source of this 4918-nucleotide messenger RNA. It is a transcript of the gene CaMKI, whose product is annotated as Calcium/calmodulin-dependent protein kinase I. NCBI's taxonomy places the organism in Eukaryota, Metazoa, Arthropoda, Arachnida, Ixodida, Ixodidae. The record is from RefSeq and is a predicted model, not a curated record. Gene Ontology annotation, biological process: protein phosphorylation. Gene Ontology annotation, molecular function: protein kinase activity; ATP binding.